AUGGAAAAAACAUCAACUAUUUUAACAGAAAAUGAUAAUACAAAUCCCAUUCAAAAUAUCGAUCCACAGAAUCAACUCCAAAAUGUACUAGAUCCAAACCAAUCCCCAACCGAUGCAGCCUUCUUUAAAGUUUUAUCUGAGAAUUUGAAAUACACUUUUAAUAGUCCAUUACCAACGACCACUCAAUUCCCCACCCCAUAUUCAUCUAAUCAAAUCAAUCAAUUCCAACAAUUUAAUAAUAACUCUACCACAAAUAAUAAUACUCAUAAUAAUCAUCAAGGCAAUAUGAAUAACAACAACCAUAACAACAACAAUAAUAAUAAUAAUAUUCCCAUGCGUACCAACAAUAUAGGUCAAGUAUCAAUGGAAAAUGAUUCUUCACUUGUAGAAAAUAGUAUGCUACCUGGCGUUUCUAUGGGAGUUCCAGUGCUUCAAAUAGAUCAACAAUUAAAUGAUAUGGAUUUACAACCUUCAUCCGUUUUACAGUUCAUCAAUAAUUCUAAUAUUCAAAGUCAACAAACAAAUACAAAUAAUAAUGGAUUAAAUUAUCAUAAUAUAAAUUUCAAUUCCAUAAAUACACAUACCAAUACCAAUAAUAAUUUUUCCAAUGAAUUUUUUUUAGCAUCUCCAGAACAAUUCAAAGAUUUCUUAUUAGAUUCACCAGCAGCAAUGAAUCUUUUCCAUAAGACACCUGCAAAGACUCCAUUGAGGUUUUACACUGAUAAUACUGCAACUAAUUCAAAUAAUAAUAAUUCCAGUAAUCUUUUAAAUCUAAAUAAUAGUAAUAUUAACAUAAGCACUUCGGGAUUAUUAGGAACCGAUGGGUCUAAUAAUUUAUUUGGUACAAAUUUAAACAAAAAUAAUAGUAAUAAUAAUAGUAGUAGUAGUAAUAAUAAUAAUACAACAACGACAACAAAUAACAAUGAAAAAAGUUUGAAAAACAUGAAUUUCACACCAUUAAGAAAUAUUGAUUUAAAUUUAAUGUUUAAUUCUUCGAAUCAAUUGAAUGGUAUGAUGACAUCUUCACCUUCCAAACGAUUGUUAUCAUUGACACCAUACGGUAGAAAGAUUUUAAAUGAAUUAGGUACACCAUUUGCCAAGCAGAGUGGCACUACAUCAAAUAGUGCAUUAAUUGAUUUUCAAAAUUUAAAGAAAGAACAACAAAAUAAUCUUGCAAAUAAUUUCAAAUAUUCUCCAAGCAUUAAUACUAGUAUCAAGAAAUUAAUAAAAACACCCAAUAAGAAUUUAACUGAUAAUAAAUUAUCCCUAGGAAAUAAAGAUGAUUUACUUUCAUUACCUCAUCCCUCAACAAUAGAUAAUGAACCAGACAUCUACGGAUCGUCUCCUACAACUAUUCAAUUGAAUUCAUCAGCUACAAAAUCUACCACCAAACUAGAUAUUAAUAAAGUUCCAAAUUUGACCAAUAAAUUGAAAAGAAGCGGAUUCCCUCACCAUGACAAACCGGAUGGUAUCAUUACUCAUACUUCGAUCUUAGACACAUCUCAUCUUUCUUUAUCACCUACACCCAAACCCAAUAUGAAUAAUCACCAUCACACUCAUAAUAACUCCAAUCAUAAUAUCACUACUACCAAUAAUUCCGGUCCCUUAUUAAAAAUACCUGAACUACCGAAGAUGGGAUCAUUUACUAGUGAACAAACACCUGUGGUGUUAAAAUCAAAACCUUUAACGAUAAAUAAAAACAUAAGUUUAAAUACAAAUAAAAAUACCAAAAAGAUUACCAAGAAGAAUGUCAAGACUAAAUUCCAAAUCAUUGUUUCUAAUACAAAGAAAUUCACAAAUAAUACAACAUCAACGUCAACAUCAUCAUCAACAACAACAUCAACUUCUACCAAUACAAAUCCUCAAAACACGAAGAAAAAAGACACAAGUAAUGUCAAUCGUCGCAGUAGUAGCGGGAACUUGGCCAACUCAAACAAGAUGAAAAACAAGAAACAAUUAGUCAGAACACAAUCAUUGAUUGAAAAUUACAUUGGCUCUAAUAAUAACAUGAAUAAUGGUAAAGAAAACAAGAACCCAUCGGAAAACACUUUGAUAAACAAUCGAAGCAAGUCGUUCCUAGAGAUGAAUGAUUCAUAA
Henningerozyma blattae CBS 6284 is the source of this 2097-nucleotide messenger RNA. RefSeq names its product Ndd1p (gene NDD1). Bases 1 to 2097 code for a protein of 698 amino acids. The transcript has a single exon. The record is from RefSeq and is a predicted model, not a curated record. NCBI's taxonomy places the organism in Eukaryota, Fungi, Ascomycota, Saccharomycetes, Saccharomycetales, Saccharomycetaceae.